CUGCCAGGGGAUUGCGGACCGUCAUUGACUUUGCUAAACGUGUACAUUAAAGUCGCCAAAAUCUUAAACACGUGCAUACCAUAAUGAGGACCUUCGUUGUCAUUCUUGCAUUUUGUCUCGUCGGAGUCUUUGCGGAAGAUCCUAUUAAUGACGUCAACAAAGACUUUAUCAAAGCAUGUCUGAUUGAACAUGGAUUUGACCCACAACAAUACGCCAAUGGUUUAAAAAAUGAGAAGAUUCCUGAGAAGGAAGAACAAAACAGAAACUGUUAUUAUGCAUGCAUGAUGAAGAAAAUGAAUCUUAUGAAUACUGAUGGAACUCUCAACGAAUCUAAUCUUUUUAUUAAAUUCAGUGUCAACGUGGACAAAUUAGGCAAGGCCCUUGAUACAUGCAAAUCACAAAAUAAGAAUGACAGCUGCAAACUGGCUUCCUGUUUGAUGGCAAACCGAGGUGUUUAAAUAGGCUGAUUUUACUAUUCAGAAUUAUUCAUUUCAAAUGCAAAAUCUAUCGUUUAAGGAUUAAGAAAUUCAUGUACUAUCAUCAACAAACAGAAUAAAAUUAAAUUUAAUGUCACAAAAUAUCA
Messenger RNA from Ceratosolen solmsi marchali, 583 nucleotides. RefSeq lists its product as uncharacterized. Gene Ontology annotation, molecular function: odorant binding. Bases 84 to 458 code for a protein of 124 amino acids. The record is from RefSeq and is a predicted model, not a curated record. The transcript has 5 exons. Lineage: Eukaryota; Metazoa; Arthropoda; Insecta; Hymenoptera; Agaonidae.